AUGAUCAAUCCCUUCGAGUAUGAGGAAGAAGAAUUGCUGCACAUCACAUCUGGUACAGUAGCUACUGAAGAAGUUGAAAAAGAUUUACAGUCUGCCUAUGAUAGAGGAGAAGCUGCACUCAUUGCUAUUUGUAAAGAACGUCUUCAAACACGGGAAGUGGACUUGCUCACAAGCAUGAAGAAACUGAAGCUGAAGACGUUUACCAGUAUGUCCAAAACUACAAAGAGUAAAGUCCAUGGAAAGGAGGUCUCGCUAAAGGCAGACAGAAAUCUUCUAGCAAGACUAGUCGUUAUUGGACGCAUCCGCAAGGUGGACCUGCAAGAACUGUUAUCAUACUCCUUGGGACCAGUACCUUUAGCAUUGUGUACAUCACUUGGAUGUCUUGUUAAAACCAACAAGGCUAAGAUGCCACAUAGUCUGGAAAGUCAACCGGAGAAAGCGAUCGUAGAAAUUCCAAGAGGGGGUAUAUAUGUAGUGGAUGCAAUGGCAACGAUCCAGAAAGUGGAUGUAAAGAAACUCCCAGGUGAAAGAACUUUCCUCAACCUUGCACAUGUGCUACUGAGACGCAUAGUUAAUCUGGCAAAAAGGGAAUGGAUCGAUUGAAAUUCACUUCGUUGCAGAUACCUACAGAGAUCAGUCGAUAAAAAAUGCAGAAAGGGCUAAAAGGGCUGUUGGGGGUUCGCAGGUGAUACGCGUCUAUGGGCAGGAAAUUCCACUGCAAUGGAAGAAGUUUCUCUCGUGUGGUAAAAACAAGGAAGCGCUGCUCCAGUACUUGUAUGACACAUGGAAGACAGUGAAUAUGUGCGACGUCCAUGGUGUAAAGGUCUAUUAUGCCCAUGGAAGCAAGUGUGAUAUAUUCUAUGCAAUACCCGGUAACACAGCAGAUCAGAUUGUUGAAGUCCAUGAAGUACUGGAAUUGAAUUCCACACAAGAAGAAGCCGAUACAAGGUUGUAUCUUCAUGUAACUUAUGCAGCCAAUACCUGCUCAGAUGUCAUCAUAGUGAGUCCUGACAUUGAUGUUCUUGUUAUCGGGGUAUCGUUGCAACCACUGAUUGCUGCCCAUCUGUAUUUUCAUACUGGGAAGGGAGCUGAUCUUCGAACAAUUGAUAUCAAAGCCAUUCAAGAAAGCAUUGGUGAUGACGCCAGACAGUCUUUUAUAGGGCUGCAUUGUUUCACUGGGUGUGAAAGUGUGAGUGCCUUCUACGGAAGAGGAAAGACGAAAGCCUUCAACUUACUCCUCAAUGACAAGAACUUGUGCUCUGCAUUCGAAGAUCUUGGAGAACGAUUUGAUCUUCUGCCAGAGAUGGUAGUGCUGCUGGACAAGUUUGUGUGCAAAUAG
Molecule: messenger RNA, 1339 nt
Organism: Paramuricea clavata
Lineage: Eukaryota; Metazoa; Cnidaria; Anthozoa; Malacalcyonacea; Plexauridae
Source: the annotation of a GenBank genome assembly